Molecule: messenger RNA, 1399 nt
Organism: Pipra filicauda (Wire-tailed manakin)
Lineage: Eukaryota; Metazoa; Chordata; Aves; Passeriformes; Pipridae
Gene: TRIM54
Product: tripartite motif containing 54
Exons: 9
Coding region: 1-1221 (406 amino acids)
Molecular function (GO): zinc ion binding
Source: RefSeq, a predicted model, not a curated record
AUGAACUUCGCGGUGGGGCUGAAGCCGCUGCUGGCGGAGGCGCGGAGCAUGGAGAGCCUGGAGAAGCAGCUCAUCUGCCCCAUCUGCCUGGAGAUGUUCUCCAAGCCCGUGGUCAUCUUGCCUUGCCAGCACAACCUCUGCCGCAAGUGCGCCAACGACGUCUUCCAGGCUUCCAAUCCGCUGUGGCAGUCGCGGGGUUCCAGCGCGGUGCCGUCGGGAGGACGGUUCCGGUGCCCGUCGUGCCGGCACGAGGUGGUGCUGGACCGGCACGGGGUCUACGGGCUGCAGCGGAACCUGCUCGUGGAGAACAUUAUCGACAUCUACAAGCAGGAGUCGGCCCGACCCCUGCACAACAAGGCCGAGCAGCACCUCAUGUGCGAGGAGCACGAGGACGAGCGGAUCAACAUCUACUGCCUGCGCUGCGAGGUGCCCACCUGCUCCCUCUGCAAGGUGUUCGGAGCGCACAAGGACUGCGAGGUGGCCCCACUGCCGGCCGUCUACCAGCGCCAGAAGGUGAGGGGCCCCGGGAGCCCUUGGUGGGCUGGGGGUACCCGUGCAGCUGCCCUCACACCCGCUCCCCUUCCCUCCCAGAGCGAGCUCAGUGACGGCAUCGCCAUGCUGGUGGCGGGGAAUGACCGGAUCCAGGCCAUCAUCACGCAGAUGGAGGAGAUCUGCCACACCAUCGAGGAGAACAGUCGGCGGCAGAAGCAGCACGUGGGGCUGCGGUUCGACGCUCUGUACGGGAUCCUGGAGGAGCGGAAGAAGGAGCUGCUGCAGAGCAUCGCAGCUGAGCAGGAGGCCAAGCUGCAGCGUGUCCGUGGGCUCAUCCGCCAGUACGGAGACCACCUGGAGGCCUCCUCCAAACUGGUGGAGUCUGCCAUCCAGGCCAUGGAGGAGCCCCAGAUGGCCGUGUACCUGCAGCACUCCAAGGAACUCCUGAAAAAGAUCACGGACAUGUCCAAGGCAUCAAUGAGCAGCCGCCCUGAGCCUGGCUAUGAGAACAUGGAUCACUUCUCCAUCAAUGUGGACUACGUGGCCGAGAUGCUGAGGACCAUCGAGUUCCAGACAGAGCCGCUGGGUGAGGAUGAGGGUGAUGGACCCGGGGAGGGCAGCGAGGCUGCGACGGAGGAGGAUCGGCUGGACAGCCUGGAGGCGCCUGAAGCUGCCGAGGAUGUGGGGCCGAGGCAGAAGCCAGCGAGUUCCCCCCAUGGUCAGCACUGAGGUGACACCGUGGGGCAACGUUGGCAACCCCCAGCUAUGGCUGUCUCUGUCACCCCCUGGCUAUGGCCAUCCCUGGCACCCCUGGCUAUGGCCAUCCCUGGCACUCCCACUCGAGCUCCAUCCCUGCUGCUGGAAUUUCUCAAAUUGCCCCUCUCCAACAUUAAACGUGUGUUAAGGA